Messenger RNA from Peronospora belbahrii, 2118 nucleotides. NCBI's taxonomy places the organism in Eukaryota, Oomycota, Peronosporomycetes, Peronosporales, Peronosporaceae. The record is from the annotation of a GenBank genome assembly.
AUGGUUACUGCUAAUUCUACACAAUAUCAAGAAGAGGAAGAAGAGGAAGAAGAAGAAGAAGAAGAACUUGUUCCUCUAUCUGCUUACGUUAAUGUUAUUCUGGACGAGACAGAGAGUGAAGAAGAACGUGAGCAAGUACAAUGUCAUCAACUGCCUGCUGCUGCCACCUUUGACGUCAAGGUGUCCAAUCCACCGGUGUUAGAUAAGUAUUGUAAGCGAGAGGAGCAAUUCAAAUGGUGUCAGACGCUAAGAUUGUGUAAACGCAAGCAAAUGUCCCCCUUGAGGCAGCAACAACAGUCAGCAUUAGCUAUUGAUUAUGGAGGUUUGAUCGCUGCUGUGAAGCACGUCAAUUCCAAGCCACCCGCACGACAACCUGAUGCGAAGGACUUUGCAGAGGAAGAAAUCGAUAGCGAUACUGCUGAAGUGAGGGCUUUCAAUGGUCAAACGACACAGCUGUGGUUUGCAGUGGACCAAAAAAAGCAUGCUGUAAACAGCACACCUGAGCUUCCGCAGCAAUCUCUCCAGGGUGUCUCAACUUUUGCUUUAUGCGAGACGCUGCCAGCGCAUAAUAUGUCUGGCAAAGACGACAAUAGCACUUUGGACAGCGAUGACGACGUGUUUAAGAAGGAAGACGAAGACACCUAUUCAGAGAAUAUAGAUGCAGCGAUUCAAGGGAUGACGCGGUUUGGAAGCUACUCUACCAGUGACACACAUCCUUCUAUGUCAUUGGCUGGACAAGGUACCAUAGGCGAGAGGGAACACGGCACGAGCAGUCAUAGUGGUCAGGAGAGCGAGAAAUUUGGUCAUGAUAGCAAAGUCGCGGUAAGCGAAAGUGGAGGAUUGGAGCUGGAGCGAGGCAAGAAUGCUUCAAAUCGAGCUAUAAAUGUUUGGAAAGCUCGUGCUAUGAAGGAAGCUAUGCUUGAGAACCUGAUCCGGUUAAAGUUUUGCGAGGACAUUACACGAGCAGCACUCGAGGCGGGUGUUUUAGAAAUUUACAACUAUGAUUUGAACUGCGAGCUGGCAUAUGUAGACAUCUUCAUGUCGUUGAUGAAAAUGGUAUGUGACGCACAUCUUGAUGUCAUCAGUGAGGUCAACAAUGCCUACCACAGUUAUAUGUUACAUGAUGAGAAUGUUAGUGAUCACGUACAAUCCAGCAUCACUCACGAAGAUUCACCGUCCAGUUUAGAGCAGCACUCAUUUCUCCCUUUCAAGUGGCCAAUCAUUGAUAUGGCGCGAUUUGAGUUUGAAAGUGCACGCCCUGGGACGUGUUUCAAUAGUGUCUGUGUGCUGACAAAUCUACCACAGGUGUCAAUGGACCGAAUGCAAGAAUUGGUGGAAGCUUUGUCUCGCAAUGUUUUUUGCAUGAUUAAUGACCCUAUUCAAGUGGUCAUGCCAUCGGGAAGCUCUACUGGACGUACAAGAGGAUGUGCUUUUCUUGAGUUCUGCGAUCCGGAUACGGCGCAGAUAUGUGCAAUGGCAGUGGAUGGAUUGACAUGGGGACGGGGGUCAUUUGCCAGAAUCAGAGGAAAAUUGUUUCGACAGUACUACGUGACAUCUCCAGCUGCAGAGGAUUGGUAUACAACUGUAAUGAAUGACAACAACGCAUCAUCUUCUUGUUCGCUCAGAGCAAUUUCGGGGACUGGGUCAUUGUCACAUGCUACUCCAAUAUCUUCUACGGUUGAGCGUCAUUACAGUCGAACAGCGCAGCGCUUUCAGCUUGACUCGGGCGCAGCUCAAGAGCAAACUUUGCUUUGCGACAAUGAUGAAGAUGACAGCGAUACGGGUGAGUGGGAUAUUCAGCAUCCGCUGGAUUACACGCAAUUUGAUUCAUUAGCAAUUUCCGAUCUAUCCUCAAACAGCGCGAGCGAGCUAGAUGAGCCUAGUCAGCAUGAUAUUGCCAUUCAGCUUGGCUCUGAUGACGAAGUUUUGAAUGACGAAAAUUUGAUGCAGCAAAGAGAGAAAAGAGAGGGCGACUGUGAUGGCGCAGACGAUGAAAGUAUUGACAGCCAUAGUGUGGUUGAAUUUCAGGGUUACGACGACGAAAGGCUGAUGGACGAUUUUCUCUUUAAAAAACUUGCUCGCGAGUAUCUGAUAACUCCCGUGUCGUCAGCCAUGUGA